AUGGUGAAGUCUAAACAAACCUGCAAGAAGUCCACCGGUGGCACCGCGCCACGAAUUGCCUUGUCGUUGCCGGCAUCUACUGGAGCGGUCACUGCGCCGGGUGAGCUGAAUGUGAGAGAGCCGCCUGAACACAACGAGUUUUGUCUCAUCUGCAGAGACGGUUCUGUAGGGGAAGAUUGCCUCUUCCUCUGCAGCACCUGUCCGCGGGUGAUGUGUUCAAACUGCAUGAACAUCCCGCCUGCCAGUGCACACGCGGUGCAGGCCGAUGAUGUCACGUUCGUCUGCAUAUCUUGCCAUGUUGGCAUGGAACGACACGGGCGCGCAUCUCAGUCGCCCUAUUUUGGUUUUUACAGGAAGGGGCAACCGCUCCUUCCUUCAUUCCUCCAAAUUCGUGCUACGUUGGAGGUUUCACUCCAUUCCCAACUGUCUUCGGCACCCACGCUCAUGCUCCAUCUCGUCCUCGUCGACCAUGACGUCACCGGCGGCUGUUUCGAACUGGCCUCCGAAUUCCUUCGGCCAUACUUCCCCAGCGGAGGGUUUGAAUUUUGGUCCAUCGUGUUCGACAUCGGCAAUGCCUCAAAGAUCGACGAGUACCGGUUUCAGGCGACUGCCAUCAUCCAGUCGCUGAUGAGCUCCAACUGGGCUCGUGUCGUUGUCGCCAUCACUAAGCACACCGACAACGAGCAUGGAGAUCCAUUUAUUGUGUACGAGGGCAACAAGAAGUCAUACGUUUCGGCACGCGUUCACUCUGUUCUCGAUGUUCUGCUUUCACCUUGGCAUCCCCUGAUUCAUGGUGCCGCGGAAUCAUACUUAUGGCUGUUUUCGUGUGGCGCGCUCAUCAACAACGUCACUUCCUUUUCAGGCUUGCAACAGGCGGUCAUAGAUUUUCAGCCGAGUUUCGCCACCCACCUUUUGCUCGCAUUCGCGGAGCUGGUCAUCAUCGAGUGUUUGCCCAUUCACAUCGUCUUCCCUGACAUGUUGGGCCAGUCCUACAAACUUGGGCACCACACUGACGUGUUCUUGCUGAUGCCUGACAACUCAGGUUCGUUGGCCUGUUACCAAGUUCGCCUGGACGCAUUCCCAACUUCGCCCCUGGGGAUCCUUUUGCCAGGCAAAAGACCUGGCUCCUGCUGGAUUUCGGUUGUCUUGAGGCCCAUGCCUAGUGUCCCUGAUGAGGAUGAGGAUUAG
Suillus plorans is the source of this 1188-nucleotide messenger RNA. RefSeq lists its product as uncharacterized. The coding region runs from base 1 to 1188 and encodes 395 amino acids. NCBI's taxonomy places the organism in Eukaryota, Fungi, Basidiomycota, Agaricomycetes, Boletales, Suillaceae. The transcript has 6 exons. The record is from RefSeq and is a predicted model, not a curated record.